AUGGAUGCCAGAAACAGCUCGCCACGGCGGGAAAUGGAAGGAGCCCAGCAGCCUAGUGGAUUUCCAAUCCUUAGUGAUAAUGACAAUUCAAUUGGAACUUCCGAUGAUGCCCCUCCACUGCUCCCCCCUUCGCAGCAGGAAAUAGGAACAAGACAUACCUUGGCCACUGAGCCUUUUCAACCCAUCUUGGAGGUGCUAGCAGACCUCGAACGCGUCGAUCCAGAUUUCUACUUUCUAGCAGCUCGACUUGUUGGGCUCUAUCGACACCUAUGGGAGUCGUGCGUGUCUAAGCACAUUGGUGGAGAGAUGCUAGAGCAAAGCAAUCAAAAGUUGAAGGAAUCUAGCAUGAACUUGAGCAACAAGAGAGAUGGCCUUCAACUUCGCCACGACAAGCAACUAUCUCAGCUGCGCCAUUUUGAGCAGGCAUUAGAACCAUCUCGGGAACGACUGAUUAGCCUGCUCGAUGACUGGAAUUACCCAUUUAGGCCCAAUCUGAUGGGGCUGCCGGACGUUGUAAAGGAAGGGUGA
Molecule: messenger RNA, 528 nt
Organism: Penicillium egyptiacum
Lineage: Eukaryota; Fungi; Ascomycota; Eurotiomycetes; Eurotiales; Aspergillaceae
Source: the annotation of a GenBank genome assembly